UUCAUGGACCGAAAAUGGCAGCUCCUGGGAUUUGGCUUAGUCCUAGGAGUAACCGGUCUCUGUGCUUCCUUUGUGGUCGGAAUGUAUUUUCAGCAUUUGGAUGCCAGAAAACGUUUACAGGAAAUUAUACAAAAAGAUCCUUAUGCCUACUAUGUUAGUCCAAAAAUUAAUGAAGUGUUUUCUUUCUUUGAGACCCACGAGGAAGCCGAUCACCGAAUGAGACAAAUCAUGAAAUACGGUUUUCCAGGCCUAGACGAUCUACGGCUUUACAGUGACUUUGUGCUUUCCUAUGAUCGUCGGAAUCGAGUGGCCCAUUGGGUGUGUGAACAUCUCCAGGUGGACAACAUCCAUUCCAAUCGGGGUAGACGCGGUCAAAAUCCAUACCAGGCAGAUAUGAGUGUUCCAUCCAACUUCCGCUCAGAGUUGACCGACUAUCGGAGAUCCGGUUUCGAUCGAGGACACUUGGCAGCCGCUGGAAAUCAUCAUUUAGAGCAAAAUCACUGCCAGGAUACAUUCUUUCUAACGAAUAUUGCCCCACAAAUUGGUCAAGGUUUUAAUCGAGGGGCAUGGAAUAAUUUAGAAAGAUAUGUUCGAAAUCUGGUCCAUCGAUUUGGAUCGGUUUUCGUUUGCACUGGUCCUCUUUAUAAACCCAAACAAAGACCAGGAGGCAAAUUGGGUGUGGAGUAUGAAAUGAUUGGUCUGAAUAUGGUGGCAGUUCCAACGCACUUCUUUAAGGUAAUCAUGGUGGAGUCAAAGCUUCAUCUGGGUAAACCCUAUAUGGAGGGCUAUGUGCUACCAAAUGCUCCCAUACCAGAUGGUCUGCCACUUCGAUCCUUCCUCUGUGACAUCCGGGAGAUUGAGCACUACGCAGGCCUCAAUUUCUUCGAUGGAUUGAGGAGAAGUGCCUUAUUUGGCAGUAAUUAUCCUAGUGAGUCGCAGGUUUUUCGGGAGUUCAGCUGA
Drosophila eugracilis is the source of this 960-nucleotide messenger RNA. It is a transcript of the gene Tengl2, whose product is annotated as endonuclease G, mitochondrial. Gene Ontology annotation, biological process: apoptotic DNA fragmentation. Lineage: Eukaryota; Metazoa; Arthropoda; Insecta; Diptera; Drosophilidae. Gene Ontology annotation, molecular function: single-stranded DNA endonuclease activity; RNA endonuclease activity; nucleic acid binding. The record is from RefSeq and is a predicted model, not a curated record. Gene Ontology annotation, cellular component: nucleus; mitochondrial inner membrane.